AUGUUGACUGAGGGAACAUUCGGCUUCACUGCUACGACAUUUGGUCCGAGAUUCUCCAGUGGUCCGUUGUCCUGGGCUGAAAACAUCGACUCUUAUCAGGCCCUCAAGCACAAUAACAAUGAUCCCGAGGAGGGAUCUGAAAUGCCACUCGCCGUGACGUGGUUUCAAGUGACACCGUCAGGCAAAGCUUGA
Aspergillus clavatus NRRL 1 is the source of this 192-nucleotide messenger RNA. RefSeq lists its product as uncharacterized. Lineage: Eukaryota; Fungi; Ascomycota; Eurotiomycetes; Eurotiales; Aspergillaceae. The transcript is spliced from 2 exons. The record is from RefSeq and is a predicted model, not a curated record. The coding region runs from base 1 to 192 and encodes 63 amino acids.